Molecule: messenger RNA, 858 nt
Organism: Candoia aspera
Lineage: Eukaryota; Metazoa; Chordata; Lepidosauria; Squamata; Candoiidae
Product: lipase member M-like
Exons: 6
Coding region: 1-858 (285 amino acids)
Biological process (GO): lipid metabolic process
Source: RefSeq, a predicted model, not a curated record
AUGUGGCUGUUUCUGGUAAUGGCAUUCUUAAUCCAGCAGACUACAAAUUCAGAAGAAUCUUUCAGCAGAAGACAUUUGAAUCCUCAAGGAUUCAUGACAAUCCCUGAAAUCAUCCAAUAUUGGGGAUAUCCCAGCGAAGAGUAUGAAGUUCUGACUGAUGAUGGCUAUUACCUUCAGGUAAAUAGAAUUCCUCAUGGAAAACACUGUCCGGAGAAUGCAGGGCCUAGACCAGUCAUAUUACUCGUACAUGGUUUGCUUGGUGAAGGGAGGUGUUGGACUGGAAAUCUUCCUAGGAACAGCCUGGGAUUUUUUCUAGCAGAUGCUGGCUAUGAUAUCUGGAUAAUAAAUAACAGAGGGACCACUUGGUCUAGAAGACACCAGGAGUUUUCAAUUCACCAACAAGAAUUCUGGGAAUUUAGUUUUCAUGAAAUGGCCAUAUAUGAUAUUCCAGCAACAAUAACCUUCAUCCUACAGAAAACACAACAAGACUCUUUAUAUUAUAUUGGCUAUUCCCAAGGAGGAUCAUUAGGAUUCAUUGCUUUUUCAAUCCUGCCCUACCUCUCUGACAGAGUAAAGCUCUUCAUAGGCCUUACACCUGCUUAUAGCGUGGAAGAUAUUCGUGGGACCUUUGGUGUACUUGGAAAAAUUCCUGAAAGACUCAGAAGACUAAUAUGGGGCAGUAAAGAAUUUUGCAUUCUUAGUGAAAGACUAAAAGCCAUCAUGAUCUAUGCAUGCAGCUAUCCAGUAAUUGACCAGCUUUGCCUCCAAAACAUUUUCCUUGCAAGAGGAUAUAAUGAGAAAAACCUAAAUGUAGUAAGUAAGCUCUAUUUUUAUUUAUACUUUCUACAAAGGAAGUAG